Molecule: messenger RNA, 906 nt
Organism: Fundulus heteroclitus (mummichog)
Lineage: Eukaryota; Metazoa; Chordata; Actinopteri; Cyprinodontiformes; Fundulidae
Gene: s100p
Product: calcium-activated potassium channel subunit beta-2
Exons: 4
Coding region: 77-778 (233 amino acids)
Biological process (GO): detection of calcium ion; potassium ion transport
Cellular component (GO): membrane; voltage-gated potassium channel complex
Molecular function (GO): potassium channel regulator activity; calcium-activated potassium channel activity
Source: RefSeq, a predicted model, not a curated record
GUUGUUUUGUUCCAGGUGGAUCACCUCUUCCAGCAGCAGCAGCUGUGGACUCCCAUUUCCAAAUUCCUCAGAAACAAUGUUUCUUUGGGUAGGAACUAAAGUCACAGACAGAAGAAAUGAAAGGAAUUCUAUUUAUCAGAAGAUACGGGACUAUGAAGUACUGGAUAGAAGAAAGACAGUGACGGCUCUGAGGGCAGGCGAGGACAGAGCCAUACUGUUGGGCCUCAGCAUGGUAUUCUUCUCUGUCAUGAUGUACUUUGUCCUGGGCAUCACCAUAUUGCGGUCUUACUCUGACAGUAUGUGGACAGAUGAGGAUAGCUGCACCAUUGUGAACUCCACCAUAGUAUGGGAUGUAAACUGUUCAUACAGCUGUGGAGUAGAGUGCUGGAAAAGUUCCCGUUACCCUUGUCUCCAAGUCUAUGUAAGACUAAACUCAUCAGGAAGGCUGGUACAAUUGCUGCACAACGAGGAGACACAGGACAGCAAUCCUGAGUGUUUCUACAUUCCAAAGUGCCAUAAGAACUAUGCUGCCACAUACACCAUGGUUCAGAACAUUUCUCAGCGACUCAGGGCUCAGCCUACAGUUCAGUGUUAUGUUGACCCAACAGAGAAGACGGACAGUGCCAUCAUGACCCAGAUUUAUGGUCGAAUUGCUGUCUUCCACUCUUUAUUCUGGCCAACCUGCUCUUUGAUUGGAGGAACUGUCAUCAUUGCCAUGGUAAAGCUAACCCAGUACCUCUCCAUCAUGUGUGAGAGACUCAGCCGUAUCAAAAGAUGAAGGCCAUGUCUCAGAUGGAACAUCGAAGAUAAACUGAGAGGUUUAUGUUGUCCCAAUAAAGGAAGAAGUGAAAACUAAAGAACGUUGGCUGUAGACUGCUACUUUGUGAAAUAAAGACAUCUGGACAU